This is a messenger RNA of Esox lucius (northern pike), 1261 nucleotides long. Its product is annotated as putative zinc finger protein 66. Bases 176 to 1159 code for a protein of 327 amino acids. The transcript is spliced from 2 exons. The record is from RefSeq and is a predicted model, not a curated record. Gene Ontology annotation, biological process: regulation of transcription by RNA polymerase II. NCBI's taxonomy places the organism in Eukaryota, Metazoa, Chordata, Actinopteri, Esociformes, Esocidae. Gene Ontology annotation, molecular function: RNA polymerase II cis-regulatory region sequence-specific DNA binding; DNA-binding transcription factor activity.
UCAUUUUCUACCCGGUAAAACCGGGACCACGUUAUACCUUGCUGUUUGAGAAGACAGCUUUUGUUUCUCAGUUGGGCCUUUCACUUGCAAUAUAUCCAAGUUUGGGUUCAUAAAUUGAAGUAUUAUUGGUGAUUCUGUGGAUGAAUUUCGAUAUUGACGUUAUUUUAAAAAAAAAAUGUCCAAUCUGCAGCAGUUGAAUGCGUUUCUAACCGAGCGAUUUAAUACGGUGGCGGUUGAGAUAUGCGGUGAAGUGGAGAAAACGCUAACAGUGUACCAGGAAGAAAUCUCCCGUUCAAAGGAGGAAAUCGAUCGUCUACGAAGACUGCUUCAUAUCGUUACCCAACCGAAGAUUAAAUUACAUAGAACAGAUGCCCAGCAGCUCAUUAUCCCUGAAGAGGAAGUUCACCCUGGGCAUCAGCACAACAAACAGGAGUGGAGCCUCAGCCUGGGGCAGGAUCCGGAACCCACACAGAUUAAAGAGGAAACCGAGGAGCUCAUGACUAGUCAGGAAGAGAAGUGUAAGGGUCUUGAGUCUGAUAAUAGCAUUCUAAAGUUUUCAGACUCCUUUGUGAAAAGUGACUUCAGUCAGAUCAAUCCACAUACAUGCUCUCAACUUUUCCACACACAAACAUUGAAGAACAGAGAGCAGGAUUUGUUGUCUGCUAGCACAACUGAAGAGAUCAAAACAGAACCUGAUGAGGAUUGUUACAGGCUAGCAACACAAACUAGUGACUCUCAAUCCCUCUCUGUAGAAGCUCCUUACAGCUCUGUGAGUGCAUUUAAUAAAUGUCAGCUGAUUGACAUGGCAGACAAACCUUAUCAGUGCAACGUAUGUGGCAAAUUUCUCAAACGGGAGCGAAGUCUUAUUGUUCAUAGAAUGGGUCACGCAGGAGAGAAACCCUUUACCUGUCCUAUAUGUAACAAAGGCUUUGUUGCAUUAGGAACUCUAAAGACACACCUGAAACUUCACACAGGUGAAAGACCACACCGGUGCUUUGUUUGUGGAAGGUGCUUCAAACUGAAAGGAGCCCUGACGGAGCACAUGAGGAUACACACUGGUGAGAAACCCUUUCGCUGCCAAGAUUGUGGUAAAUGCUUCAGUCGGACAAAUGCCCUUACAAAUCACAUGCUGCAGAUUCAUAAGAAAAAAAGAACAUAGGUGGGGAGAACCUAAGGAGAAAAUGAGUCAGUCUGAAAACAGAAGUAGCCUUUCUACAUAACUAUUGUAAACUAUAAGGAAUAAACUUUCGACCAAUUUCUA